CAGACAUGCUCAGUACGAAGCUCACGCGCAGACAUGGCAGAAGAAGCUCCCGCAGCUGCACCGGCAAAAGCCCCGGCCAAGGCUCCCAAGAAGAAGUCCGCUCCCCGGGCUAAGAAGGAGGGACCCAGCCUCCCUAAGCUCAUCGUCGCCUCCGUGACAGAGUCGAAGGAGCGCAAGGGGACGUCGCUGGCGGCCAUAAAGAAGUACCUGACCGCCAAAAAUGUGGACGUACCCAAGGCCAACAAGCGGAUCAACACCGCUGUCGCCAAACUGGUGGAAAAAGGCAUCCUCAGUCAGGUGAAGGGCACCGGGGCUUCCGGUUCCUUCAAGCUUGCUAAGAAAGAACCUAAGGUCGCGAAACCAGCGAAGAAGAAGGCUGCCAAGCCCGCGAAGAAGGCUCCCGCCAAAGCCAAGAAGCCCGCGGUGAAGAAAGUGGCCACCCCGAAGAAGUCUCCGGCCAAGAAGGCUGCGAAGAAAGUGGUGAAGAAGAGUCCCAAGAAGGCUGCUCCCAAGAAGCCCAAGACUACAGCCAAGAAGCCCAAAUCCCCCGCUAAGAAGGCCGCUCCGAAAAAGGCCAAAGCCGCAAAGAAGCCCGCAAAGAAAACUGCGCCAAAGAAGGCCAAGAAGUAGAAACUCCUCCCGCACUGAGUGCAUCAAAGGCUCUUUUCAGAGCCACCACAGCCUCCGCUACGAGCUCCUCAUUGUGUGUGUGUGUGUGUGUGUGUGUGUGUGUGUGUGUCACCACGCCAGGGAGCCACAGGCUGCACACUCAGCUUUACACUCAUGCUCACCUGUGUCUCCACAUGCAGAGUAAAUGUGAUGGAGACUGAGCUGGUUCAGGUAGAAAAUACUGGUCUCCCAGUUCAGCCCACUGAAGGGGAAAAUACAAGUACAAUUGUCAGAGCAUUAGAAACAUUUGUAUGAGUUUCAGCCUUACGUCAGUAAAUCCGAUAAUUGACUAGACAGUGAUUGAUCAAUGAUACUUUCAGAUAUGAAACCUGAAUUAUUGAGUCAGUGCUGCAAAUAUUUCCAGUUUAUUCUCCAGGAGCUGAUGCAUGCACUGAAGCUGUGGAUGACUUUGUUUUCUUGGUUUAUUACCUGCUGUUGUUGAAGGUGUACGAUAUGGGGAGUUCACUAUUGAUAAUUGAAAUUAUUGUAUGUUGUGUGUUUAAAGUUAAAUUUGAAUUAGCCCCGCCCCCAUCUCAAAGACUUGUAGACUUCACAACGACUAUAAGCACUAUGCAAUAACCCACACUGUACAUGUAUGUAACACUAUGUAUGUACUUUUUCUUUUUCCAGAUUUGUGUUUGUACAUCUUAUAUUUUUGAAUGCUGUUCGUAUGUAUAUCGUGCUGCUGAAGCUGUGCACCCCCCGCAUGUUUGCAGUAGUAUGAGGCGCUGUCUCAGUGAACAUCUGUAUAGUAACAAUA
This is a messenger RNA of Pelmatolapia mariae (spotted tilapia), 1429 nucleotides long. Its product is annotated as histone H1-like. Lineage: Eukaryota; Metazoa; Chordata; Actinopteri; Cichliformes; Cichlidae. Gene Ontology annotation, biological process: negative regulation of DNA recombination; chromosome condensation; nucleosome assembly. Gene Ontology annotation, cellular component: nucleosome; nucleus. Gene Ontology annotation, molecular function: double-stranded DNA binding; structural constituent of chromatin; nucleosomal DNA binding. The coding region runs from base 34 to 630 and encodes 198 amino acids. The transcript has a single exon. The record is from RefSeq and is a predicted model, not a curated record.